Messenger RNA from Sphaerodactylus townsendi, 3810 nucleotides. It is a transcript of the gene KCNMA1, whose product is annotated as potassium calcium-activated channel subfamily M alpha 1. Gene Ontology annotation, molecular function: large conductance calcium-activated potassium channel activity. Lineage: Eukaryota; Metazoa; Chordata; Lepidosauria; Squamata; Sphaerodactylidae. The coding region runs from base 112 to 3720 and encodes 1202 amino acids. The transcript is spliced from 30 exons. Gene Ontology annotation, cellular component: postsynaptic membrane. Gene Ontology annotation, biological process: transmembrane transport; potassium ion transport. The record is from RefSeq and is a predicted model, not a curated record.
AGGGCGCUGGCCCCGUUGGCGGCGGCCGCAGCAGCUCCAGCAGCAGCUCCAGCAGCAGCUCCGUCCGGGCUCCGGGGCCCCGUUGGCGGCGCGCCUCGCCGGCUGUUAGCCAUGGCCAAUGGCAGCGGCGGCGGCGGCGGCGGCGGAGGCGGCGGCAGCAGCAGCAGCAGCAGCAGCAGCAGCGGCGGCUACUACUCGGGAGGCGGCGGCGGCGGCGGCAACGUGAGGAUGAGCAGCCCCAUCAGCGCCGGCCCGGGCGGCCAAGGCGGCGGCGGCGGUGGCGGCGGCGGCGGCGGCGGGAGCAGCCUGAACGCGGACUCGUCGUCGGCGCCGGCCAAGGCGCUCAUCAUCCCCAUGGCCAUGGAGGUGCCGUGCGACACUGGGCAGCGCAUGUGGUGGGCCUUCCUGGCCUCCUCCAUGGUCACCUUCUUCGGGGGACUCUUCAUCAUCCUCCUCUGGAGGACCCUCAAGUACCUGUGGACGGUCUGCUGCCACUGCGGGGGCAAGGAGAAGGAGGUCCAGAAGAUAACAGCCCCUGUAGAGACCCAAGCUGAUGGGGACUUAAAACCCACAGAUGAGAAAGACGAAACGGUGGCAGCAGCAGAAGUGGGCUGGAUGACCUCUGUUAAAGACUGGGCCGGAGUCAUGAUUUCAGCCCAGACCUUGACCGGCCGAGUCCUUGUUGUCUUAGUCUUCGCUCUUAGUAUUGGUGCUCUUGUAAUAUACUUCAUAGAUUCGUCAAACCCAAUAGAAUCUUGCCAGAAUUUCUAUAAAGAUUUCACGUUACAGAUUGACAUGGCUUUCAACGUGUUCUUCCUACUCUACUUUGGCUUGCGGUUCAUAGCAGCCAACGACAAGUUGUGGUUCUGGCUCGAAGUAAACUCAGUGGUAGAUUUCUUCACGGUCCCUCCAGUGUUCGUUUCAGUGUAUUUAAACAGAAGUUGGCUGGGUUUAAGAUUUUUACGAGCGCUUAGGCUGAUACAGUUCUCAGAAAUUUUGCAGUUUCUGAAUAUCCUUAAAACAAGUCCUUCCAGUCACAACCUCGGAAAACAGUAUUUUGUAAUGCACAAAGUUAAAGAGAGGGAGAAGGCCAUGUUUGCCAGCUACGUCCCUGAAAUCAUAGAGUUAAUAGGAAACCGCAAGAAAUAUGGUGGUUCCUAUAGUGCGGUUAGUGGAAGAAAGCACAUUGUUGUCUGUGGCCACAUCACAUUGGAAAGUGUCUCCAAUUUCCUGAAGGACUUCCUACACAAGGACAGGGAUGAUGUCAACGUAGAGAUCGUCUUUCUGCAUAAUAUCUCCCCUAACCUUGAGUUGGAAGCUCUUUUCAAACGACACUUCACUCAGGUGGAAUUUUUUCAGGGUUCAGUUCUCAAUCCGCACGAUCUGGCCAGAGUCAAGAUAGAGUCAGCAGACGCGUGCCUAAUCCUUGCCAACAAAUACUGCCCGGACCCAGAUGCGGAAGAUGCCUCCAAUAUUAUGAGAGUAAUUUCCAUAAAGAAUUACCAUCCAAAAAUAAGAAUAAUCACACAGAUGCUGCAGUAUCACAACAAGGCCCAUCUGCUCAAUAUCCCGAGCUGGAACUGGAAGGAGGGGGAUGACGCGAUAUGUCUGGCGGAGCUGAAACUGGGCUUCAUCGCCCAGAGUUGCUUGGCCCCGGGCCUAUCGACCAUGCUGGCCAACCUCUUCUCCAUGAGGUCGUUCAUAAAGAUUGAGGAGGAUACGUGGCAGAAAUACUACCUGGAAGGGGUUGCGAAUGAAAUGUACACAGAGUAUCUUUCUAGUGCCUUCGUCGGUUUGUCCUUCCCUGCUGUUUGUGAACUGGUCUUUGCGAAGCUGAGGCUCUUAAUGAUAGCCAUAGAAUACAAGUCGGAAAAACGGGAAAGCAGAAGCCGAAAGCGUAUAUUAAUCAAUCCUGGAAACCAAGUGAAGAUUCAAGAGGGUACCUUAGGAUUCUUCAUUGCAAGCGAUGCCAAAGAAGUAAAAAGGGCAUAUUUUUACUGCAAGGCCUGUCAUGAUGACAUCACAGAUCCCAAAAGGAUAAAAAAGUGCGGCUGCAAACGACUGAUCUAUUCCCAGAUGUCCAUCUGCAAGAGACUCAAACGGGCAUGUUGUUUUGGUUGUGGACACUCUGAGCGUGGCUGCCCUUGCAUGUCAGGCCCCGGCCAUAGUCCCACGGAGACCCUUGAGAGCGCCUUCCCACUUCCUUCUGUCUCUGUUCAUGAUUGCUCCGCCACUUUACAUGCCUUUGAAGACGAGCAGCCCUCCACGCUGUCGCCUAAAAAGAAGCAGCGAAACGGCGGCAUGAGGAACUCGCCCAACUCCUCGCCCAAGAUGAUGAGACACGACCCCUUAUUAAUACCUGGCAACGAACAAGUUGACAACAUGGAUUGCAACGUGAAAAAGUACGACUCCACGGGCAUGUUUCAUUGGUGUACGGCCAAGGAUAUUGAAAAGGUUAUUUUGACCCGAAGUGAAGCGGCCAUGACGGUGUUAAGCGGACAUGUGGUCGUUUGCAUAUUUGGGGACGUGACAUCGGCGCUGAUUGGACUGCGGAAUUUUGUGAUGCCGCUGCGUGCCAGCAACUUCCACUAUCACGAGCUCAAGCAUAUUGUGUUCGUGGGCUCUCUUGAAUACCUAAGGAGAGAAUGGGAGACCCUGCAUAACUUCCCCAAGGUCUCCAUCUUGCCCGGUACACCAUUAAGUCGAGCUGAUUUAAGGGCUGUCAACAUCAACCUCUGCGACAUGUGCGUAAUCCUGUCAGCCAAUCAGAAUAAUAUUGAUGAUUCCUCGCUGCAGGACAAGGAAUGCAUCUUGGCGUCACUCAACAUCAAGUCUAUGCAGUUUGAUGACAGCAUCGGGGUCUUGCAGGCUAAUUCCCAAGGGUUUACCCCACCGGGAAUGGACCGGUCAUCCCCAGAUAACAGCCCAGUCCAUGGGCUCCUACGGCAACCCUCCAUCACAACAGGGGUUAAUAUGCCGAUUAUAACAGAGUUAGUGAAUGAUUCAAAUGUUCAGUUUUUGGACCAAGAUGACGAUGAUGACCCUGAUACGGAACUGUAUCUCACGCAACCCUUUGCAUGCGGAACUGCAUUUGCGGUCAGCGUGCUGGACUCUCUCAUGAGCGCAACAUACUUCAAUGACAAUAUUCUCACGCUGAUACGUACGCUGGUAACAGGAGGAGCCACGCCGGAGCUGGAGUCGCUGAUUGCUGAGGAGAACGCCUUGAGGGGAGGCUACAGCACGCCCCAGACCCUGGCCAACAGGGACCGGUGUCGAGUGGCUCAGCUGGCGUUGCUAGAUGGGCCUUUUGCAGACCUCGGGGAUGGCGGCUGUUACGGAGAUCUGUUUUGUAAAGCUUUGAAAACAUACAAUAUGCUUUGCUUUGGAAUAUACCGAUUGAGAGAUUUCCAUCAAAACACAUCUAGCCAAUGCACCAAGCGUUUUGUAAUAGCCAACCCACCUUACGAAUUCGAGCUCGUGCCGACGGACCUGAUCUUCUGUUUGAUGCAGUUCGACCACAACGCCGGCCAGUCGCGGGCCAGCCUCUCGCAUUCUUCCCACUCCUCCUACGCCUCCAGCAAGAAAAGCGCGUCGAUUCACUCUAUCCCCUCCACCACAAACCGACAGAACCGCGCAAAAACGAGGGACUCUCGGGAAAAGCAGAAUGCGACAAGGAUGAAUAGGAUGGGCCAAGGUAUGACAAUCGAUGGUUCUGCAUGAGCUUAGAAACACCUGCUGUGGGGUUUCCUUCUAUAACUUUUGUCCUCGUGAAAACUUGUGACACAUUAAAAACCAAGUUACCAAACUUGA